GGUAACAAAGGAGAGAACAACAGGGGGAUGAUGGGUGCUCAGACAACAAGCCUGUCAGAGAAACAAUAAGAAACUGAACCUUUUCGCCUGUACGUUGUGGAUAUUUUGCCGUAACAGUUUGUUUAACGAGCGUUUUUUUCUCCGCGGUACGAGUUAAGUUUAAAGUACAUUAACGUUGCUGCGUCCCGGACCGAUUUUAACCUAAAGCCUGUUUUCUGGCCACAGCUAACUAUGUUGGACUGCCAACACUAGAGCCGAAUGACUGAAGAGAAAGAGCCAGACAUGUCUGAAUAACACUGGUGAUGAAGACAUGCUCACAUUGACCUUUACCCUCAAAGCCUGACCUCUGAUUGGUCAGGGCUGGGAGCGAAUCGCACCUUAAGAGAAGACUCCAGCUACCAUGUCUGUCCAGGAAGCAUCCCAACAAGCCAUGUCGCCUUUACCCCUCAAACCUGAGGCCAAGCCGAGACCCGAGAUCCCUCCAAAACCCUCAACGCAAGCCAGCUCCCCUCCUCUGGGAGACCAAGGCAGCACUAAGAGCCCCUCUGAAGGGAAGGUCAAGAGGAUUGUGAACAAGUUCAGCAAACAGGAGGGUGCUGCGAACGAGCCGGGGGAGCAGCCCACCAAUGGCACCGGAGAAGUCACGACAAGUAAACGGUUCAGACGGCCGCCCACCGUUAAGCCCAAACCAGGCCGCGCCAGUCUGCAGCUUCAGGUAGGGGGGGAGCAGGCGCCUCCGUUGCCCGUAAAGAGGAGCAAGAAGCUGAAACAGAGUGAGCGAGGAGAGGAGGGGGACAACAUCAGUAUGGAAGGAGGACGAUCAGCGCCUGAUGGAAAAGAGGUGGAGAUUCAGCUGAUUGGAGGAGAUGAAGUGGAGGCGGAGCACAGUCCACACGCGCCCCUCAGCCCCCACUGCGACCCAAGCUGCAGCUGCGUCUGCCACCUCCAGUGGCCCGGCAUGAAACUAAUAUUGGUGCCCGUGGACGUGGAUGAUGGUGUGGGUGGAGACGAGUAUGGGACUGAUGAAGAGCAGAGGGUGGAGGAUGGGGAGGAGUCGGAGGAGGAUGAGGAUGAGGAGGGGGAGAGAGGAGGGGAAGGGGACAGUGAGGCAGGGGAUGAGGUGGACAGGACUUCAGUGGCCGAUGGGAGUGUGUUGAAACAAAAAAUGACGAAGUUCCACCAAUCUUUGAAUGUUUUGAUUGCGGAUGGCCACAGGAGACGCUCGGACCCGGGCCCUCACUCUGUUCUCAGCCUUGCUGUCUCUCGCUCUCAGUCUCCCCCCGUCCCCCCAAAACAUGCUCAGUCAGCACAAAUCCACGACACACCCACCCAAAACGAAGAAGAAAAUAUUUAUGAGGCCACACUUCCAGUGGUCGACCCCAGUCCCAAAAAGACCGCCACUGCAUGUAAGGAACUGGAUAUCCCUCUGAUCAAGGUGCGCAAACCAGCCCGUCGGUCUAAACUGUCCUACAGCACCUCAGACCCGUCGUCCGACUUUCAGGAUAACACAGAACCCAUCUCAAGCCCAGACGGCGUGCCGCCAGCCAUCCCGCCGAGGAUGCCUAUGCCUCAGGACAGCCGCAACCUCACCCCAGUGCACCGGGGCGGCAUUCCUCUCCCCCAGCCCACGAUGGAGGAGUGGCGCGCUUUGCGGCCCUCGUCCCCCAGCGGCUCCACUGCCAGCGGGCUGAGCCCCCAACGGGCCAUCACUCCACCCCAGGCCAGCCCUCACAGACCCCCACCUCCACCACCGAAGACAGACUCCAGGAGGCUCAGCAGUGCCUCGCUGCAAUCCCUCACGCUGAAAAAAGAUGGAGAGGAGAAUGGAGGGAAUGAAGAGGGCACAGUGGAAGAAACGCUUCCAGUCAGGAGGGGCUCCCUCAAGAAAGGGUCUUCGUUCAACUGGGAGUCUCGGCUGCAGGAUGAGCCUCUGUACCAGACGUACCGUGCCACCGUCAUCACCAAGGAGAUCCGACGCCAGACAGUUUGCCGUAACAUCAGUAAAACUAGUGUGGACUACGCUAUGGACUCUGCAGCCCGUCGCUCUGGAACUGGUACUGCGACAGCGACUGGAAAUGGAGCACCCAGGGGCAGCCCCGUGCCCACAACGGGCCAGAGCACCCUGUGGCAGGACCUCGCGGCUGUUCGGGACAGCGGAGUGCUGGAGCAGCUCGGCCCCGAGCGGUGCAAGUACCAGGAGAGCAUGUUUGAGGUUUUGACAUCUGAGGCCUCUUACCUCCGAUCCCUGCGAGUUCUGACCGAACACUUCCUGGACAGCCGGGAGCUGGAGUUGACGAUGAUCAUCAGGGACAGGAAAACCCUCUUCUCCAACAUCCUGAGGGUCCGGGAGGUCAGCGAGAGGUUCUUGAAAGACCUGGAGGACCGCAUAUUCGAGGAGCUGGUCUUCCCUGACAUCUGUGACAUAAUCCACUACCACGCCCAGCACAACUUCCCCGCCUACAUCGACUACGUCCGCAAUCAGAUUUACCAGGAAAAGACCUACACGUUGCUCAUGAAGAACAACGUGCAGUUUGCUGCGGUCAUCACUCGUCUCCAAGAGUCGCCUCAGUGCCAGCGGCUGCCCUUCAUGUCCUUCUUGCUGCUGCCCUUCCAGCGAAUAACACGCAUCAAAAUGCUCAUUGAGAACAUCCUGAAGAGAACAAAGGAGGGGACGAAAGAGGAGCAGACGGCCUCCAAGGCUUUGGCUUCUGUGUCGAAGAUCAUGGACGAGUGCAACACACAAGUGGGGAAGAUGAGACAGAUGGAGGAGUUGAUCUAUGUCUCUCAAACACUGGAGUUUGACAAGCUGAAGGCCAUCCCGAUCAUCUCCCAGACACGGUAUUUGGAGAAGAAGGGAGAGCUGCAGGAAAUGUCCAAAGGAGGAACUCUCUUCAACAUGAGAGCGAAGUUCACGCCCGUCUACCUCUUCCUCUUCAACGAUCUGCUCAUCAUCACUGCCAAAAAAGGCGUGGAGCGUUUCGUGGUACUCGACCAUGCCCAUCGCUCUCUGGUGCAGGUGCAGCCAGUAGAGGAAGGCGGAGGCAGCAGCGGCCCCUACGAGCACUGCUUCAACCUCACCCUGCUGGAAAAUCACCAGGGACGCAUGAUGGAGAGGCUGUUCAAAGCUCCCUCACAGUCAGACAUGCACAGGUGGAUGGCGGCUUUCCCCAACCCCACCAACCCAGACAGAGAUGAAGAUGAAGUGAUUUAUGAGGACUGGGACUGCCCUCAGGUGCAGUGUGUGGAGCAGUACAUUGCCCAGCAGGCAGACGAGCUCACCCUGGAGCCCACUGAGAUCAUCAACGUCAUCCGCAAAACCAACGAGGGCUGCUGCGAAGGCAUCCGCCUGUCUGACGGUCAGAAGGGCUGGUUCCCCGCAGCAAACGUCAUCGAGAUCACCAACGAGCAUGUGAGGCGGCGAAACCUCAGAGAGCGCUACAGAGUGAUGCAGGCUGCGAGCAUGGUCGCCAACAGCAGGGCCAACACCGUUCAUUAGAAUCGACUGAUCACAGAUGUUUACAUUUAGUCAGGACCAUAAAGGGAAACAAACUCUUUACACGUGACUUCUGUACAGAGGGAGUGCCAGUUUGCAGCAAGCAGGAAAUGAAAGAUAAAAGGAGAAGGGCGAUGAUCAGGAGAUGUCAUAACAGACCUGCAGUCAUCACCUUUUUUAUACUUCUGGAGUACAUUAGUGUGCAGUUAAACCAGCUUGGAGCUUGAGGUAGAUCAUUUACUACUGAAGCUGACAGGAACUAUUUGAAUGUGCAUGUAUGUGUUUAAUAACAGAUAUCAGCUCAUUACAGUGUUACAGCCACACUGUUCAGCCACACUUGUGAGCAUGCGGCCUCCGCUUUGACACCUCCUCAUGCACUGAAACUGCACGUUUGAAAUGCCAAUCAUUCUAGCUACCGCUCGACCACAUUGUACAAAUGUCAGUCCUGCUGCGGAGAAAAGGGUUGGGCGUUCCCGUAAACACCUCUCGUGUCACAGUUGUCACAUGCACACGCAAGUUAAAUCCUCUCUCAUACCUGUUAUGCACAGCAAGCUGUCAAGUUGCACCAAGUUGGCCAGAAUGCAGGAUAUGACACGUUUUAUAAUACAACAAUCUUGUUAUGUUAUAUUUUGUUUUUAAAAGUGUUAACGUUUAAAGAGGAAUUUAUCUCACUGCAACCUGUAAAAAAAAAAAAAAAUCAGGAAGUGCCUUUGAAUAAA
Chelmon rostratus (copperband butterflyfish) is the source of this 4212-nucleotide messenger RNA. RefSeq names its product Rho guanine nucleotide exchange factor 15b (gene arhgef15b). Gene Ontology annotation, biological process: activation of GTPase activity. The record is from RefSeq and is a predicted model, not a curated record. The transcript has 16 exons. The coding region runs from base 401 to 3496 and encodes 1031 amino acids. Gene Ontology annotation, molecular function: protein binding; guanyl-nucleotide exchange factor activity. NCBI's taxonomy places the organism in Eukaryota, Metazoa, Chordata, Actinopteri, Chaetodontiformes, Chaetodontidae.